AUGCAUCUGGAGAUUAAGGUCGCCCUGAAUUUUAUUAUUUCAUAUCUGUAUAAUAAGCUUCCAAGAAGAAGAGCUGACCUGUUUGGAGAAGAGUUGGAGAGGCUUUUGAAAGGCAAAUACGAAGGGCACUGGUACCCAGAAAAACCUCUGAAGGGCUCUGGCUAUCGCUGUGUUCACAUUGGGGAAACUGUGGAUCCGGUAGUUGAGCAAGCAGCACGCAGGAGUGGGCUUGACAUAGAUGAUGUAAGAGCAAAUGUACCAGAAGAACUUAGUGUGUGGAUUGAUCCAUUUGAAGUGUCUUACCAAAUUGGAGAGAAAGGAACCGUUAAAGUAUUGUACUUGGAAGAUGUGGAAAGCAGCACUGAGCUGGACAAAGAGAUAAAGAGUAGCUUCAAUCCUGAAGCACAAGCAUUUAUCCCAAUCACUAACCAAGAGACCUCACUGUCAAACUCGCCAUCUCCAUCCUUUGGUCAGUCGCCGAGCCCAACUUUUAUCCCUCGUGCCACCCAGCCCAUUACCUUCACAACUGCCACCUUUGCAGCUACCAAAUUUGGCUCAACUAAGAUGAAGAAAGGAGGCCAGCGCAUGGCACGAUCACCCACCAAUAACCUGGCAAAGCACAAGGGUCUGUCUCUGUCAAUGCAUUCGUUAAACUUCAGCUCAGCCCAGGGAGCUCCAUCCCAGCUUUCUCCAAAUGCCAAGGAGUUUGUCUUCAGUGGACCACCAGGGCUUUUCUAUGAUGGUGAUAGCCAGAAUCUACCAAGCCCAGGCCAGUUUGCUACUCCAUUCAACACUGGGAGCAGUCUAUUCAAUGAUAAAUCCCCUUUUGUGGAUGGAUUGAACUUCAGCCUUCCUUAUCCAAGCCAGCCUUUCCAGCCUGUUGUCUUGGCUAAUUAA
This is a messenger RNA of Staurois parvus, 897 nucleotides long. NCBI's taxonomy places the organism in Eukaryota, Metazoa, Chordata, Amphibia, Anura, Ranidae. The record is from the annotation of a GenBank genome assembly.